This is a messenger RNA of Racocetra persica, 1521 nucleotides long. The record is from the annotation of a GenBank genome assembly. NCBI's taxonomy places the organism in Eukaryota, Fungi, Glomeromycota, Glomeromycetes, Diversisporales, Gigasporaceae.
AUGUUGCAACCUCCGGCAGAAUGUCUUGAUGGAAUAUUGCAACAUUUGCACGAUGAUGCUGGAUCAUUGUAUUCAUGCCUAUUGGUGAAUAGGCUUUGGUGUGAAAGAGUUGUUCCGAUACUGUGGUGCAAUCCGUGGCAAAAUAGGCAACUCCUUAUAGAUCGUACUCCUUGGCCGGCUAUCGUGCGAACUUUGUUAUCGUGCCUAACAGAUGAAUCAAAACGAAUUUUAAUGAAAAACGGUAUAGAGAUUUCACAACAAAUAUCACGACCUCCCUUGUUUAAUUAUAUCAAAUAUUGUCAAUAUCUAUCACCUACAGUAAUCGACUGUAUGAAAAGAGAAUUGGUCAACGAUGAUAACAAUGUUGACCUACCUAAAGCUUAUAGAGAAACUCUUGUAGAACAAGAAUUUUACAAGUUGUUUAUGGCCAGAACUUGCCUCAAACAUUUAGUACUACCAAGAAUUCCAUUAUCCUAUUGUCCGGGUGCUGAGAUCUGCCUAGAAAAACUUCGUGAAUUGAAAUGUCAUACUGAUAGAUCUCCUGAACUAUUUUAUGGAUUGGCUCAAAUAUCAAGAAAUCUUCUCAGAAUUAGUAUUUAUCCUUGUGAUCGGGACAAUGAAGGUUUAAUCGCUUUAAUCAAAUUGCAAAAGGGGUUAAAUUCUUUGGUGAUGGAAUCCUCAGAGGAUCAUAUUAGUUCUUGUCCAAGGAUGGGAUAUGCAUUGUCAACCCAAGCAAAUUCUUUAACACAUAUUAAAUUUCGACAAAGCAUGUGUAUUGCACCAACAGUUCUUUCAACAUUUACAAAUUUAAGAAUUCUCCAAAUUGAUAUAUCAACUGAAAUUAUUAACAAAGAACAAUUGACAUUCACUAGCAUACCAAAACUUGAGAUUCUUGAUAUUUUCCAUGAUGAAACAACUCCGUUCAGCAUUUAUAUAAGCUUUAUUGAAAAUAUACCCCCAAAGUUUCAAAGAGUUUACUGGGAUUUAAUUAGCCCACCAUCUUGUUCAGCUGAGAUAAAAAGAUACAUCAAAGCAUUAUCUUUAUCGCAUGCAACUCUUAAAUUUAUUACAGUUUGGUGGGAUGAAGAUUGUAUAGAAGAUCUUUAUGGUCUGAUAAAAUCAUGUCAUCAAUUGGAAGCAAUACGAAUCUGUAGUCCAAGAGAUGAAAUACAAACAUUUAAAGAAAUUUACAAUGACGAACAGUCGAUCGAAGAAAUGGAUGAUACACUAUUAUUGGGAGGAAAUCAGAUAUUCGAGUUAUUAAAAAAUGCUGCACCAAAGAAUUUAAGUAUAUUAAAUUUGCAUAUUAGGUGGGCUUUUAGCACGAUGGAGUUACAAAGUUUUUUAGAAUCCUGGGUGGGUAAGAAAAAAAUUUCAAUAUAUUUACCUUACGAGAGCAAAUUAGUUUUAAAGUGUGAUAUGAUCAUCCGCAGAUAUCAUGAGAAAGGCAUUUUAAAAGAUUUUCAAUAUAUUGAUGCCUUAGAUAACGUUUAUUCUUUAAGGGAUUUGUGGAGUUACUAG